AUGCCGAGUCCAGAAAAUCUUGCGAGUGCCAUCAAGGACGCCGUCGUCAAGAUCGAAUCAAUAUCCGCCGAAAAUGACCUUCCAGUGCCUUCAUUCGACGAAGAUGCCGUUUACCACGUCUCGGAAAAGGUGUCACAAGAGGUCGACAUCGUUCUCGAUGCUACUGCCGAGCUUCACGAUCUCUUCUCUGGCCCACGCGAUCUGGUCCACAGACAUUGCGGUCUUGCUGCGAAAGUCCAAGGUCUCACAUCCUUCAAGGAAAUGGCCGAGAACACUCCCCUGACGGAAAGCAUGGCGACACGUCUGAUUCGCCAUGCGAUUACUAUGCGUAUAUUCUGCGAGCCACAGGUGGGCUUUGUAGCGCACACUGCCGCAUCCAAACUACUCGCAAACCCAGCGAUGAACGAUUAUCUUCUAUCUGUCACGAGGGAGAGGUGGCCAGCUGCAACAAAGGCAUACUCGCUUGCCAAGAAUACCAACGAGACACUCUACGAGAUAUAUAACAAAGACACCAAGCAGGCUGCUUGGCUCGCACGAGGCAUGACAGCAUUCUCCAAGCUUCCACAGUUCAACAUCAGCCACACUCUGGAUCACUAUCCGUGGAUGUCGCUAGAAGACGGACUCGUCGUGGACGUUGGAGGCUCCCACGGCCACGUUGGAUUCCAACUAGCCCAACGAUUUCCCCAGCUCCGUGUGAUCGUACAGGAUCUGGAGAGCGUUGUCGCGAGUGCAUCAGUGCCACCAGAACUGAGCGAACGGGUCAGUUUUAUGCCACAUGACUUCUUCACGCCCCAGCCCGUGGCGGGCGCCGAUGUCUAUUUCUUGCGAUUGAUCUUGCACAACUGGUCGGACACGUACUGUCUGCGGAUUCUCUCAUCUCUGUUGCCAGCGCUCAAAGAUGGAUGCAAAGUGAUUGUGGAAGACAACUUGAUGCCAGACUACGGAAGCAAGCCCCUCUGGAAGGAGAGAAAAGCAAGGACGGCUGAUAUCACUGCUGCCAUCUUGUUCAACGCUGCGGAAAGGACUGCAGCCGAAUUCGAGUUGCUCUUCUCCAAGACAGACCCAGGUUUUGCACUUCAGCAGGUCAUCAAGCCUCCGGGGUCUCAGCUCUCACUGCUUGAAUUCACAUGGCGAAAAUCGGAAAACUAG
Sphaerulina musiva SO2202 is the source of this 1149-nucleotide messenger RNA. Its product is annotated as O-methyltransferase. The coding region runs from base 1 to 1149 and encodes 382 amino acids. Lineage: Eukaryota; Fungi; Ascomycota; Dothideomycetes; Mycosphaerellales; Mycosphaerellaceae. Gene Ontology annotation, molecular function: O-methyltransferase activity. The transcript has 5 exons. The record is from RefSeq and is a predicted model, not a curated record.